AUGAAGUUUCUUGCCAGUUCUGUUGCUGUUGCCGGUCUUGUGACAUAUGUCUCUGCCGCUGCCACCACUGUCUUCCCCAGCGCAGCAAGCUCUACUACACUCUCUUCUCCGAUCUCGGUUUCUGGAACCUACGAUGGUGGCAUGAAGCGUUUCAACAGAAACAAUGGUUGCAAUGAGGGCGAGGGUGGUGACGACGAUGCCGUCUUUAUCCUUUCGAGCGGAGCCACUCUCAAGAACGUCAUUAUCGGAUCUGCUCAAACUGAGGGUGUUCACUGCCUUGGUCCUUGCACAAUUCAGAACGUGUGGUGGGAGGAUGUCUGUGAAGACGCCUUGAGCAUUAAACAGACCUCUGGUACUUCGUACGUCAUUGGUGGUGGAGCCAGACACGCUUCCGACAAAGUUAUCCAGCACAAUGGUGGUGGUACUGUCAAUGUUAAGGACUUCUUCGUUGAGGACUUUGGAAAGCUUUACCGCUCGUGCGGAAACUGCGGGACCCAGUACAAGCGCACCUUUAUCGCCUCUGGUGUUGUUGCUGUUGAUGGAGGUACUCUUGCUGGGAUCAACACCAACUAUGGCGAUACCGCCACGAUCUCCAGCACCUGCACCUCUGAGGUCACUGAUAUCUGUCAGCGCUACACUGGUAAUGAUGAUGGUGAUGAGCCUGUCAAGACUGGUGCUGGGAAUGACGGAACUUACUGCAAGUACGAUUCUACUGUCACUAGACGUAGCACUUGCUAUGCUUAG
Morchella importuna is the source of this 744-nucleotide messenger RNA. RefSeq lists its product as uncharacterized. NCBI's taxonomy places the organism in Eukaryota, Fungi, Ascomycota, Pezizomycetes, Pezizales, Morchellaceae. Gene Ontology annotation, cellular component: extracellular region. Bases 1 to 744 code for a protein of 247 amino acids. The transcript has 4 exons. Gene Ontology annotation, biological process: pectin catabolic process. Gene Ontology annotation, molecular function: pectate lyase activity. The record is from RefSeq and is a predicted model, not a curated record.